Molecule: messenger RNA, 2244 nt
Organism: Sungouiella intermedia
Lineage: Eukaryota; Fungi; Ascomycota; Pichiomycetes; Serinales; Metschnikowiaceae
Source: the annotation of a GenBank genome assembly
AUGAUGAAAGGCUUCAAGAAUAGGCUUUCCCGAAACAAAAACCAGUCGUCGUCGAAGAAGUCCGACAAGAAGGACGUCAAGGAUAAGGACAAGGAGUCCGGGCCCAAGAAGCUGCAGCUGCUGCAGUCGCAGCUGCUUGCAGCCCCUAAGUCUUCGAGUUCCAACUCGUCAAUCAAGUCCGUGUCCCCGAGCCCUUCCAGAACAGACCAGCCACUGCCUGGUCCGGAUUCGCUGCUGCAGACGAAGCUGACCGAUCUGGCAUCGGGCGCCAAGCUGCUGACCAACGCCAACGCGGUGGCCCAGUUUGCUACUGGCGUCACCCUGCCCCAGACUCCUCCUCCGCCGGCGCAGACUUCCCUGACGGGAACUGGCGGACCAGAGUCGCCUAAAAUCGUCAUCAACGAGCCCCAGACCUCGCUUGCUAACACUACCCCAAUCACACCCACCCCUAGCUCGCCCAUAGCACACAACAAUGCGUUCGGAGCAAACAGCCUCCACCUAGAUGGACGCUUGGCAACUCACUCACUGCAGCUGCACACGUCGCCGUUGAACCCCAACAUCUCGUCUCCUAACCGAGAGGCCUUCGACAUCGACUUGAUAGUCACUCCAAAGAGACACUCGUCGUCGCGCUUCGAGCCUACCACAUCCGAGCUUCACAGAGAAAUAGUUAAGCUCCCUAACUUCGACGAGGUAGCUCCCGAAGAACAGAUUUCACUUUUCAUUCAAAAAGUGGACCAGUGCAAUAUCCUUUUCGACUUUGGUGAUCCUACUCACGAUAUUAGAGGUAAGGAAAUCAAGCGCAUCACAUUACAGGAGUUGAUCCAAUUUAUUGUCAGCAAUAGAUUCAACUACACUGACGAGAUGUACAAGCAUGUCAUUACUAUGUUCAAAAAGAACUUAUUCCGUCCUAUUCCGCCCCCAGUUAACCCUAUCGGCGAGCUUUACGACCCUGAUGAAGAUGAACCGGUUUCGGAGUUGGCCUGGCCCCACAUGCAAUCUAUCUAUGAGUUCUUCUUGAGAUUCGUGGAGAGCCCCGACUUUCAUCACCAGGUGGCCAAACAGUACAUUGAUCACGAUUUCAUCUUGAGAAUUUUGGAGUUGUUUGAUAGCGAGGAUCCAAGAGAGAGAGACUGCUUAAAGACAACUUUGCAUCGUAUCUAUGGAAAGUUCUUGAGUUUGAGAUCUUUCAUUAGGAAGUCCAUUAAUAAUGUCUUCCUACAAUUUGUUUACGAGACAGAGAGGUUCAAUGGUAUCGGAGAACUCUUAGAGAUUUUGGGAUCUAUCAUCAAUGGAUUUGCUUUACCCUUGAAGGAAGAACAUAAAAUAUUUUUGAUCAAAGUCCUUCUUCCUUUGCAUAAGGUUAAGUCCUUGUCCUUAUAUCACCCACAGUUAGCCUACUGUAUUGUUCAAUUUUUGGAAAAGGACCCUUCAUUGACUGAGGAUGUGAUCAUGGGCUUAUUGAGAUACUGGCCAAAAAUAAACUCGCCUAAGGAGGUGAUGUUCUUGAACGAGAUUGAGGAUAUUUUCGAGGUGAUGGAGCCAAACGAAUUCUUGAAGAUUCAGAUUCCGUUAUUUGCCCAGUUACUGAAAUGCAUUUCUUCAUCUCAUUUCCAGGUCAGCGAGAAGGUGUUGUGUUUCUGGCAAAAUGAAUAUUUCUUAACCUUGGCUACUGAGAAUGCAGAAGUGGUGCUUCCCAUCAUAUUUGCAUCGCUCUACGAAUUGACCAACUCCACUCAGCCUGGAAUUGCCACGGGAACACUUCAGCAGAAACUCAUUGACAAUCCGAACUCUCUUACAGAUGCCAACGGAAAUUUGAUUGACCAGGGGCUCAUUUUGAACAAUUCCUUUGAUGGCAAUGGAAACGGAGCUGAUACUAGUGGCAAUAUGGAAGACACCCAUAUGAUUCAUGACAUGACUGAUGAGGAAUAUUACGAUUCUUUUUCUUCCCCACAACAGCACAUGGAGAUGGAUGACUUCAGCAAUAUUCCUCCACAUAACCUGGCUACAUCCAACUGGAAUAAGAGCAUACACCAGCUUGCUUUUGGUGCUUUGAAGGUGUUCAUGGACCACAACCCAAUUUUGUACGACCAUUGCACAAUGUUGUACCACCAAUCCGUUGAAGAACAGAAGUCGAGAGAACAAUCGAGACAAGAAGGAUGGAGAAAAAUCGACGAGCUCGUCAAAAAGUGUAAGGAGGGCACCGAGAACAACCAUAUGUCUGAUUCAGGUGUUAAUGCCCAUUGA